Chanos chanos (milkfish) is the source of this 611-nucleotide messenger RNA. It is a transcript of the gene lsm12a, whose product is annotated as LSM12 homolog a. NCBI's taxonomy places the organism in Eukaryota, Metazoa, Chordata, Actinopteri, Gonorynchiformes, Chanidae. Gene Ontology annotation, molecular function: RNA binding. The transcript is spliced from 5 exons. The coding region runs from base 6 to 599 and encodes 197 amino acids. The record is from RefSeq and is a predicted model, not a curated record.
AGAAGAUGGCGGCUCCUGGACCGGGGGAGUAUUUCAGCAUCGGGAGCCAUGUCUCCUGCCUCACUUGCUUGGGGCAGCGUUUGCAAGGAGAGGUUGUUGCUUUUGACUACCAGUCCAAGAUGCUGACUUUGAAAUGCCCCUCCUCCAGUGGAAAGUCCAAUCUCAACGAUUUGAUUCUGAUCAACUUAGCCUAUGUGUCCGACGUGGACAUCAUCACUGACCGCACUGAAACCCCACCUCCUCUAGCAUCUCUGAAUGUUAACAAGCUUGCUAACAGAGCGCGAACAGAAAAAGAGGAUAAGUUAUCCCAAGCGUAUGCAAUUAGUGCGGGGGUCUCCGUAGAAGGCCAGCAGCUGUUCCAGACCAUACACAAGACCAUCAAAGACUGCAAGUGGCAAGAGAAGAACAUCAUUGUGAUGGAUGACGUUGUCAUCAGCCCGCCCUAUCAGGUGGACAACUGCAAAGGCAAGGAGGGUAGCGCUUUAAGCCACGUACGCAAAAUAGUCGAGAAACAUUUUCGAGAUGUGGAGAGCCAGAAGUCCACGCAGCCACGUUCACAAGCACAGCAAACACAGAAGGACUCCACUUUAUCGUCAUGAGGCGAGGGGAAG